This is a messenger RNA of Dovyalis caffra, 2394 nucleotides long. NCBI's taxonomy places the organism in Eukaryota, Viridiplantae, Streptophyta, Magnoliopsida, Malpighiales, Salicaceae. The record is from the annotation of a GenBank genome assembly.
AUGGAUUUGAGCAUGGAAAUGACUUCAAGAGUGGAAGUUGAGGAAGAUAGCGAUAACAAUAAAGGAAGUAUGUGGGAUUUGGAUCAGAAACUUGAUCAGCCCAUGGAUGAGGAAGCUGGAAGGCUCAGAAAUAUGUACAGAGAAAAGAAGUUCUCAGCGCUUUUGCUUCUACGGCUUGCCUUCCAGAGUCUUGGAGUGGUGUAUGGAGACUUGGGCACUUCUCCCUUGUACGUGUUCUACAAUACAUUUCCUCAUGGAAUCAAUGAUUCAGAGGAUGUGAUUGGAGCUCUUUCAUUGAUCAUAUACUCGCUCACUCUUGUUCCACUCCUCAAGUAUGUCUUCAUAGUGUGUAGAGCAAAUGACAGCGGUCAAGGUGGAACAUUUGCCCUCUAUUCAUUACUUUGUCGGCAUGCUAAAGUAAGAACUAUUCCAAAUCAACAUCGGACAGAUGAAGAGCUAACAACAUAUAGCCGUUCCACUUUCCAUGAACAAUCAUUUGCUGCUAAAACUAAGCGAUGGUUGGAGAGAUAUACAUUCAGAAGGAAUGCGCUCCUUAUUCUUGUCCUUGUUGGCACUUGUAUGGUGAUUGGGGAUGGAAUUCUCACUCCAGCAAUUUCUGUUCUUUCAGCUUCUGGCGGGAUCAAGGUAAACCAUCCCAAACUGAGUAAUGAUGUAGUUGUAGUUGUUGCGGUCGUAAUAUUGGUGGGUUUGUUUAGCAUGCAACACUACGGGACAGAUAAAGUUGGCUGGCUCUUUGCCCCAAUUGUGCUGCUUUGGUUUCUCUUGAUUGGGGGCAUCGGCCUGUUCAACAUCUGGAAAUAUGAUACUGGUGUUCUGAAAGCUUUUUCACCUGUAUACAUUUAUCGGUAUUUCAGACGAGGAGGUAGAGAUGGUUGGACCUCCCUUGGAGGGAUUAUGCUCAGUAUCACUGGUACAGAGGCACUUUUUGCUGACCUAGCCCAUUUUCCAGUUUCAGCUGUACAGAUUGCUUUUACAGUAGUUGUUUUUCCCUGCCUUCUUUUAGCAUAUUCAGGACAAGCUGCUUAUCUUAUGCAAAACAAGGACCAUGUGGUUGAUGCAUUCUAUCGUUCUAUUCCGGAUAGUAUAUAUUGGCCAGUGUUCGUUGUUGCAACUGCAGCUGCUAUAGUCGCAAGUCAGGCUACCAUAUCGGCAACGUUUUCAAUAAUCAAGCAGGCCCUUGCACUUGGAUGUUUCCCAAGAGUCAAAGUUGUACAUACAUCAAAAACUUUCCUAGGCCAGAUAUAUAUUCCAGAUAUGAAUUGGAUCCUUAUGAUUCUUUGCAUCUGCGUCACUGCUGGUUUCAAGAACCAAAGUCAAAUUGGUAAUGCUUAUGGGACAGCUGUUGUGAUAGUCAUGCUGGUAACCACUUUGCUUAUGAUUCUAAUCAUGCUAUUGGUGUGGCGCUGCCAUUGGAUUCUUGUCAUGCUCUUCACUGGCUUAUCACUGGUUGUAGAAUGCACCUACUUCUCUGCUGUACUCUUCAAGAUUGAUCAAGGUGGGUGGGUUCCCCUUGUGAUUGCAGCGGCCUUUCUGAUCAUCAUGUAUGUUUGGCAUUAUGGUACAUUGAAACGCUACGAGUUUGAGAUGCACAGUAAGGUUUCUAUGGCAUGGAUUGUAGGCCUUGGCCCCAGUUUGGGGCUGGUGAGAGUCCCCGGGAUUGGACUUGUGUACACCGAGCUGGCGAAUGGGGUCCCCCACAUCUUUUCUCACUUCAUCACAAAUCUACCUGCCAUACAUUCUGUUGUUGUUUUUGUCUGUGUGAAGUACCUCCCUGUCUACACAGUCCCUGAAGAAGAGAGAUUCCUUGUCAAGCGGAUUGGACCAAAGAAUUUCCACAUGUUUCGUUGUGUUGCAAGGUAUGGAUAUAAAGACCUUCACAAGAAAGAUGAAGAUUUUGAGAAAAAACUCUUUGAUAGCCUCUUCUUGUUUGUCCGGCUUGAGUCUAUGAUGGAAGGGUGUUCAGACUCAGAUGAGUAUAGUUUAUAUGGUCAGCAAACCGAGCGGUCGAGAGAAGCCCUUUUGAAUAAUAACGGCAAUACAACUUCGUUUGCAGAUCCCACUAUUUCAUCCAUUGACUCGAUUGUGCAGAUCAAGUCUCCAUCACAUGCAAAUUUUACCAUGAGGUCGUCUGGUCAAACAAGCAGCCAGACGGAGGUUGAUGAGAGAGAUUUUUUGAAUAAUUGUAGGGAUGCUGGAGUGGUGCACAUAAUGGGGAAUACAGUUGUGAGAGCUAGGAGGGAUGCAAGAUUCUACAAAAGGAUAGCUGUUGAUUACAUAUAUGCAUUUCUUAGGAAAAUUUGUAGGGAAAACAGUGUGAUUUUUAAUGUUCCUCAUGAGAGUCUCUUGAAUGUGGGACAGAUAUUCUAUGUAUAA